AUGGCAGAUCUAUCUAUAUAUAUGUGUAGGUCCUCUUCCCUUUGUCAUAUUCUUCUCUUCUCUCAAUAUAAUUCUCACAUUCUAGCUUCGGCCUCCUCCUCCUCCUCUCCUUCCCUCCCCUUUCUUCACACCCCCACUUUACCUGUCUCACUUCCUACUACUUUUCAUUAUCACAUCAUACCACAAAACACAACAACCCCCAGCCUGGCAAAGCUGCCCCCUACAGCCCCAAUGACCGAGCACAUACCCUCCUCGGCGACCUCCAUGGUCGACGAAGAGAAAAUGGAGAAGAAGCUCGCCGAGUCCACCACCGACCGCCCCACCAGCGGCAGCAAGGCAUCCCUCAAAGAUAACCUCUCCGCCAACAAUGCCGCCCCCGAGACCGUCUACCCCACCGGCUUCCGUAUGGCCGCCAUUGUCGUCGCCCUCGCCCUAGGAAUCUUCCUCGUCGCCCUCGACAUGACCAUCGUCGCAACAGCCAUCCCUAAAAUCACCGACACAAAAGGCUUCAAAGGGCUUGAUCUGAUCGCCUGGUAUAGCUCCGGCUUCUUCCUGACGCUCGGUUCCUUCCAAUCUACGUGGGGCAAAAUCUACAAAUACUUACCCCUAAAAAUCUCCUUCCUAAUCUCCAUCGCCGUCUUCGAGCUCGGCUCCCUAAUCUGCGGCGUCGCGCCCAACAGCACCGCCCUGAUCGUCGGCCGCGCCAUCGCCGGUGCAGGAGGCGCCGGUAUCGCCUCGGGGGGCUAUACCAUCAUCGCCUUCUCCGCCUCUCCCAAGAUGGCGCCUGCAUUCACUGGUCUCCUCGGCGCCAGUUACGGAGUCGCUAGUGUGAUUGGUCCUCUCCUUGGUGGAGUCUUUGCUGACCACGCGACGUGGAGAUGGUGUUUUUAUAUUAAUCUCCCCAUCGGAGGCGUAGCCGCCAUAAUCAUCUUCCUCUACUUCCAGACCCCCCCCGCCGCCAUCCCCACGCCCGCCCCCCUUUGCGAAAAACUCCUCCAAAUGGACCCCCUCGGCAACCUAAUCGUCGUCAUCGGAGUCGUCUGCUACAUCCUCGCCCUGCAAUGGGGCGGCGUCACCAAAUCCUGGUCCUCCGGCCCCGUCAUCGGCACCCUCGUCGCCUUCGGUCUAUGCAUCUUCCUCUUCAUCGGCGUCGAAUACUACCUCGGCGAGCGCGGCAUGGUAGUCGGUCGUCUGCUAAAGAAACGCACAAUCUGGGUCCCAAUGCUGUACUCCCCCUUCCUCGGCGGCGCCUUCUUCGUCCUGCUCUACUACCUCCCUAUCUACUUCCAAGUCGUCGGCGGGGUGUCGCCGUCGGAGAGUGGGAUCAGGAAUCUGGCGAUGAUUAUUGCGACUUCGAUUGCUACGAUUGCGUCGGGGGCGAUGAUUAGUAUGUUCGGGCAUUACGUGUAUAUCCUCAUCGCUGGGGGGGCUUUUACUGCUAUUGGCGCGGGUCUGAUAUAUACCCUCGACCUCCACUCCGCCGCCUCGCAAUGGAUAGGGUACCAAGUCCUCGCCGGCCUUGGUGUAGGCUUGUCAAUCCAAUGCGCCAUCAUCGUCGCGCAAUCCACCUCCGCCCCCUCGGACGUCAGUUCCGCCACCGCAAUGGUCCUCUUCACCCAGACGAUCGGGGGCGCGUUCUUCGUCUCCGCCGGGCAAACGGCAUUCACCAACAUCCUCCUCAAGCGGGCUCAGAUCUACGUUCCGGGGAUUGAUCCGCAGAGGAUACUGGCGGUGGGGGCGGGGCAAAUUAGAGAGGCGUUUGCAGAGGAUGUGGUGGAGGGCGUUAUUAGCGCGUAUAUGGAUGGCCUCAGGGGGGCGUUUGCGAUUGCGAUCGCGUGUGCGACGCUGGCGACGCUGAUUGGGGCGGGGGGGAGGUGGGUUAAGCUUGCGGGGAUGGCGGGGGGUACUAUGUGA
Molecule: messenger RNA, 1914 nt
Organism: Pseudogymnoascus destructans
Lineage: Eukaryota; Fungi; Ascomycota; Leotiomycetes; Thelebolales; Thelebolaceae
Exons: 3
Coding region: 1-1914 (637 amino acids)
Biological process (GO): transmembrane transport
Molecular function (GO): transmembrane transporter activity
Source: RefSeq, a predicted model, not a curated record